Messenger RNA from Photinus pyralis (common eastern firefly), 444 nucleotides. RefSeq names its product CCHC-type zinc finger protein CG3800 (gene CNBP). Gene Ontology annotation, molecular function: translation regulator activity; mRNA binding; zinc ion binding. The record is from RefSeq and is a predicted model, not a curated record. Gene Ontology annotation, biological process: positive regulation of cytoplasmic translation. Lineage: Eukaryota; Metazoa; Arthropoda; Insecta; Coleoptera; Lampyridae. The transcript has a single exon. The coding region runs from base 1 to 444 and encodes 147 amino acids. Gene Ontology annotation, cellular component: cytoplasm.
AUGAGUUCCAGUGUCUGUUACAAAUGCAGCCGACCAGGACAUUUCGCCAGGGAGUGUUCUCAACCUGGAAACCGAGAUAGUGGUUCUCGCGAUAGUUUCAGCCGUGGCCGCGAGAAAUGUUACAAAUGCAAUAGAUUUGGACACUUUGCGCGUGAGUGCAAGGAGGAGUCUGAGAGGUGUUAUCGCUGUAACGGAGAGGGGCAUUUCGCAAAGGAUUGUCCACAAAGCCCUGAUGAGCCGUCUUGCUACAAUUGUAAUAAACCCGGUCACAUUGCGCGUAGUUGCCCCGAAGCUGGUGGUUCUUCGGCCGCACAAGUUUGUUACAACUGUAACAAAAAAGGACAUUUGUCGAGGAAUUGUCCGGAGGGAAGGAAGACGUGUUACGUAUGUGGUGAGCCAGGCCACAUUAGUCGUGACUGUGACCAACAGGAUAAUAGAAAAUAG